Molecule: messenger RNA, 1582 nt
Organism: Sclerotinia trifoliorum
Lineage: Eukaryota; Fungi; Ascomycota; Leotiomycetes; Helotiales; Sclerotiniaceae
Source: the annotation of a GenBank genome assembly
UGAAUAGAGAAGCAAGAAAAAAGAAGCAGACGAUAACGAGGAAACAUUCAUUUCUUUUCCUGCGUAUAUAAAGGUUGACGUAUUUCUUGUUAUAUUCUCUAUAAUAUUGCUCUGCUCAGAGCCUUUUCCUAUACCAUACUACCGUACUCUCUUACUGUGUUUGUUGAUUUGUUUUCGUCUCCUCACACCACACGUUGAAAACGGUCAUCGGAUUAGCUUUGAUCACGGAGCGUCCCGCAUAAGUAACGAACGUCAUAGGGUCUGAACAUUCCUGGAUCACUCCACCAUACUCGAGUAUCAAUCAACCAGCAGUUUUAUAUAUAUAGUUGCAACAUCAACUCUCGUAUUGCACUACCUACCUAUCUUCUAGUAUCACAGCAUACACAAAACCACACAUAUCAUAUACAUUUUCAAGAUGUCCGAUAAACUUGUUCCUUCAGAUCCAGAAAAAGUCAUGGUUAUUCGUGAUGUGACUUCGAACAUCACAACACUUUCCGUGCCUUUCUCUCGAUUUGGAAUAAUUAAAAUCGGUGGUAGAGCUACUAUAGGUAUGACUCUCUUCUUUCCACAGCACCACUAGAUAUAAAUGCUAACCAAUCAUCCAAAUAGUACGACUCACAUCCGGACAACUUGCCGUCUUCUCACCAGUCGCCCUCACCCCAACUGUAUCAACCAAGCUCCAAUCCCUCGGAAACCGAGUCGCAUACGUCGCGGCACCCGAUCUCGAGCAUCACAUCUUCCUCUCGGACUGGCAUGCCGCAUACCCCAAUGCGCAUUUCAUCGCACCUGAAGGCCUCGCGGAAAAACGAGCCCAACAAUCCAAGAGCAAUCCCAAAGUCACCAAUAUCCACUUCCAAACCAUCUUCACCAAGAAAAACAAAGCAGAAAUUAAAAUCUCUGAAGAAUUCGACGCCGAUUUCGAAUACGAAUAUGUGGAUGCGCAUCCGAAUAAAGAAUUGGUAUUCUAUUACAAACCAGAUAGAACAUUGAUCGAAGCAGAUUUGAUGUUCAAUCUACCCGCCACAGAGCAAUAUUCCAAGACGGGAGAGAAUCCCAAUUCAGGAUGGGCAACUAAGUUAUUUGGAGGUAUCAUGACUACAAAAGGAGCAGCGACUUGGCAUAAGAGAAUGCAGUGGUAUGCAUUUAGUAAAAAUGAUAGGACGGGUUUCAACCAAAGUGUAAAGAGGAUUAAUUCCUGGGGCUUUGAAAAUAUCGUGCCUUGUCAUGGAGAUACUAUUAUGGGUGAUGGGAAAGGAAUCUUUGAAAAGAUCUUUGCGUGGCAUUUGCAAGGAAAGAAAUCUGGAUGAAUGCUAUGGAUGGACUGCUGAGUUUGAGUCGGGGAAGGCGUUCUGGAAAUGAGCGGGUUGAAAGAUAAUAUUAUUUUUUUCCUUUAGUGUGUUGGGGAUAUUCUCGUUAUGUAGGAUUGUUUGUAUGAUACCGGGCGAUUAUUUUCUUUUCUUUUUCAGUGUCAAAAUUUCAAUUGUGUGGUUGAAUUCUAUAAUUACAACUUAUUCUUCCCGAGUUCUCCUAUAAUUAAUCUUAGCUUGUACUAUAAUAACCUGUUUUAUUUCUCUUAUUUAAU